CACUGAACCCCCUCCUGAGCUGCACUCUUGUGUGUGAGUGUCGCACUGACCUCCCAGGACAGGCCGGGAGAAAAGGAGCAAGAAAAAUAAAACGGCCGGCUCCCGAUCCGGGCGAUCCAGCUCCGGGUGUUCCGGGUAACAUUUAAAACCUCUCCUUUCGCAAAGGGGGGAAAAAACCGAGAGAGAGAGAGAAAAAAAACCAAGAGGCACCAAAAGGCAACUGAUGCUCGCCAAGGCGGAGAGAGGGUGGGCUGCUCUCGGAGAAGGGUCGCUGCUGCUGCCGCUGCCUGGGGACGGGCCGGGGGCACAAUGCUCAGAAACUCACCGGCGUGAGAGGGGCUGCGGGCCGGGGGACGCUGCGGGAACACAGCCGGCAAACUUUGCGCCACCGCUCCGGCUCAGCCCCAGCGCAACUCUGACGCUGCGGGCGCGGCGCGGCCAGCAUGCCGUUCCCGAAGCGCAUCUGCGAGCCGCUCGGGCUCUGCCGGCCGCCCUCCGCGGGCAGCAGGCUCUUCGAGGAGCUGCCCGGCGUCUGUAACCACACGCUGGGCCGGAGCCUCCGGCAGCUCUCGGAGCUGGCCAGGCACGCCUCGGGGCUCUUCCAGGAGAUCGAGGAUGAGGUGCUCGGCGUCCACCGCCGCCUCUGCACCAUCCAGAGGAAGAUCAGCGAGCUCGGCGCUGCCGUGAAAACCCUGGAGCCCAGGCAGCAAACAGUGCGUAAGUGCAGCAUUCUGUUGCAAAUUCACCCCCCACCACCUCCUGCUCAGGGAGAACGGAGUGCAGUGCAUGUGUGUGAGAGAGACAGCAAGAUAGACAGACCCCGGUGGGUCAAUAGUGUACCCCAGUCUGCAGUGUCUUGGAAGGUGUGACCUGAAGGUCUUGUCACCCCUUAUCAUUAAAGAUUAGGCUCCCGUUUGCCUU
This is a messenger RNA of Chiloscyllium plagiosum (whitespotted bambooshark), 921 nucleotides long. Lineage: Eukaryota; Metazoa; Chordata; Chondrichthyes; Orectolobiformes; Hemiscylliidae. The record is from RefSeq and is a predicted model, not a curated record.